This is a messenger RNA of Chlorocebus sabaeus (green monkey), 2030 nucleotides long. It is a transcript of the gene PMM1, whose product is annotated as phosphomannomutase 1. Gene Ontology annotation, cellular component: cytosol. Gene Ontology annotation, molecular function: phosphomannomutase activity. The record is from RefSeq and is a predicted model, not a curated record. Gene Ontology annotation, biological process: GDP-mannose biosynthetic process; mannose metabolic process; protein N-linked glycosylation. NCBI's taxonomy places the organism in Eukaryota, Metazoa, Chordata, Mammalia, Primates, Cercopithecidae.
AGGCAUGCACCACCACGCUCGGCUAAUUUUGUAUAUUUAGUAGAGACGGGGUUUCUCCAUGUUGGUCAGGUUGGUCUUGAACUCCCGACCUCAGGUGAUCCGCCCGCCUCGACCUCCCAAACUGCUGAGAUUACAGGCGUGAGCCACAGCGCCCGGCUCAGGAGAUUUCCUACAGCUCAAAAUUUGUAAGGCAAAGAGAUGACCACAAGUCUUGUGAGAGUGGAGAGCGACCUCGGCUCUUUUAGUCCCGCCUGGCCCACCAGGCACUGCACAGUACGGUAGAGGCCCCGCCCGACCCAGCCCUUUAAUCGGCCUGUUGCAAUCACUAUCAACCCGCCAAUUCUGGCCCCUCCCCUGUCUUCCGGGUUCACUCACUUCCUGCCGGGCCCAGGCUCAGGCCCCGCCUCCGUCUUGUUUGGAGGAAUCCAAUCGAACCUGGAGGGCUGCGCUCCGCCCUAUGCCUCGCCCGCCUCUUCCAAGAGCAAUCAGAAUCAACUCAGGUCCCGCCCCCGCUUCCGUCCGCCGAGACCACGCCCCUUCGGCGCAAUCAGGCCGUCUGCUGGCCCCGCCCCCUAAAGACCCGCCCUGUCGAAUCUUCUCCCUGCGCUACUUCUGCGGCUGCAUCUUCCAGACUCCGCCCCGGGCGCGGAGCUGCAGCCAUGGCAGUCACCGCCCAGGGAGCCCGCAGGAAGGAGCGGGUCCUCUGCCUGUUUGACGUGGACGGGACCCUCACGCCGGCUCGCCAGAAAAUUGACCCUGAGGUGGCCGCCUUCCUGCAGAAGCUGCGAAGUAGAGUGCAGAUCGGUGUGGUGGGCGGCUCUGACUACUCUAAGAUCGCUGAGCAGCUGGGUGACGGGGAUGAAGUCAUUGAGAAGUUUGAUUAUGUGUUUGCUGAGAACGGGACAGUGCAAUAUAAGCACGGACGACUGCUCUCCAAGCAGACCAUCCAGAACCACCUGGGGGAGGAGCUGCUGCAGGACUUGAUCAACUUCUGCCUCAGCUACAUGGCCCUGCUCAGGCUGCCCAAGAAGCGUGGAACCUUCAUUGAGUUCCGGAAUGGCAUGCUGAACAUCUCGCCCAUCGGCCGGAGCUGCACCCUGGAGGAACGGAUCGAGUUCUCCGAACUGGACAAGAAAGAGAAGAUCCGGGAGAAGUUCGUGGAAGCCCUGAAAACAGAGUUUGCUGGCAAAGGGCUGAGGUUCUCCCGAGGAGGCAUGAUCAGCUUUGACGUCUUCCCCGAGGGCUGGGACAAGCGCUACUGCCUGGAUAGCCUGGACCAGGACAGCUUCGACACCAUCCACUUCUUUGGGAACGAGACCAGCCCUGGUGGGAAUGACUUUGAGAUCUUUGCUGACCCCCGGACUGUUGGCCACAGCGUGGUGUCUCCUCAGGACACAGUGCAGCGAUGCCGGGAGAUUUUCUUCCCAGAGACAGCCCAUGAGGCGUGACCGGGGCCCACAUCUGUGCGUUGUGACUUCUGAAGAGUUUGGCCUAGGCCUAAAGAGAGGUCCUGGUGUUGGAUAGAUGCCAGGGCCCCUCCUCUGGCCCAGGACGCCUGCUGCAAGGCCCACCCGAAUGGGGCCAGAGUCUGUGUGGACAACCGUCCCUAGCCAGUCAGCUCCUAGUGGCACUGGCUCUGUCCUCCCAGAGCCCAGAGUGUUCCCCAUGCUCCACCUGGUGGCCGAGGCCACAGCUGCUGCUUGUAUUUCGGUAUAGAACAGGUUUCUGCGCCAGGAGGAGGCGUGCACAGGUGUCGGUACGAGAUCUAGCCUGCCCUGCCUGCCUGUCCUGGACAGUGGGGUAUGGUGGCGUAGGUGCCUAUUCCCUGGACAGUGGGGUGUGGUGACGUAGGCGCCUGUUCCCUGGACGGUGGGGUAUGGUGGCGCAGGUGCCUAUUCCCUGGAUGGUGGGGUGUGGUGGCGUAGGCGCCUGUUCCUGGAUGGUGGGGGUGUGGUGGCGUAGGCGCCUGUUCCUGGAUGGUGGGGUAUGGUGGCGCAGGUGCCUAUUCCUGGACAGUGGGGGUAUGGUGG